This is a messenger RNA of Rotaria sp. Silwood2, 1434 nucleotides long. NCBI's taxonomy places the organism in Eukaryota, Metazoa, Rotifera, Eurotatoria, Philodinida, Philodinidae. The record is from the annotation of a GenBank genome assembly.
AUGUCUUUAUCAUCGAAAGAUAUUAAUCUCAUUUUAAAUUUUCUUAAUGAAGAUACAUGUGGUUCAUCUUUAACAUUUGAACAAAUCUCAGCACAAUUUCAACAUAAUAUAUCGAAAUCCGAUUAUUUACGAGUUGGAAACGCUCUUGUACUUUUAUUACAAAAUCGUGAUUUAAUUCCAACACCACAACAACGUUUAAUUAUACUUUUUCUUUUUAAUGAUAUGUAUAAAAGUGAACAACAAUCUAUACAUAUGAAUCCAUUUGCACCAGUAUUUAUAUCAAUAUUACAAAAUAAUAAUGGAGAAAAUUUAUCAACACAAAAGCAUUUUCAUUGGUUCAUAUCACCUGUAACACAACAUGAACGCUGGUUUGUUAAAACAUUAAUUAAUAAUAAUAAUAAUAAUAAAGAUUUGAUGAAAAAAACGCCCAAUCAAAUAUUACAAACAGGUUUACCAGCAACUAAAGAUGAUAAUGGAAAAGAAGAAUUAAAAGAAAAAAUUCAAGAACGUUUACAACAAUUACCUGUUCUUGGUCAAUGUCAUUUAUCAGCUGUUAUUGAUGACCCAGAAGUUAAUUAUUAUGGAUUUGAUACACUUAUUGGUGGUCCACGUCAUCGUUCAAAUGAUAGUCGACAAACUAUUGAACGUUUAUUAUCAAAUAAUGCCAUGGAACAAACAAUUCAUCCAGAAUUUCUUCGUCUUGUUCCACCAUUACAUGAAUGUACAAUAGAUGAAUUAGUUUGGUUAUCACCUAUUGAUUAUGAUCCAACUUUAUUUACAUGGGAUUCAACAAUGUGUAUUGCAAAUACAAUAAAUCAUGAAAUUCGUCAAUUAAUGGAUAAAGCAUAUCAAGGUGCAUUAAAUUUACAACAACAACAAAAAUUAUUAGAUGAACUUGAUAAUGAUCAAACUCUUGUUUAUCAUAUUGGUCUUGUACCAUCAAAAUUACCUGUAUUAGUUGAAAAUAGUCCAUUAAUAAGUAUACAAUGUUUAUUAAAAUUAAUAUCAUCAAAUCAAAUGACAGAAUAUUUAUCAUCAUUACUUAAUAUGGAUAUGAGUUUACAUUCAAUGGAAGUUGUUAAUCGUUUAUCAACAUCAAUGGAAUUACCACAAGAAUUUCUUCAUUUAUAUAUAUCAACAUGUAUAAAAACAUGUGAAGAAACAAAAGAUAAAUAUUUACAAAAUCGUUUCGUACGUCUUGUUAGUGUUUUUAUUCAAUCGUUAAUACGUAAUAAAGUUAUUGACAUAAAAGAUCUUUUUUUGGAUAUUCAAGGUUUUUGUAUUAAUUUUCGUCAUAUUAGAGAAGCAGGUGCACUAUUUCAACUUGUUAAAUCAUUUGAUGUACGAAAUAAUGAUAAUAAUGAAACAAUAACACCACCACCAACAACAACUACAGGGAUGAUCUCAACACCAUUGACAGCAAAUGAUGAAUGA